Molecule: messenger RNA, 3975 nt
Organism: Trichechus manatus latirostris (Florida manatee)
Lineage: Eukaryota; Metazoa; Chordata; Mammalia; Sirenia; Trichechidae
Gene: GRIP2
Product: glutamate receptor interacting protein 2
Exons: 30
Coding region: 1-3975 (1324 amino acids)
Biological process (GO): neurotransmitter receptor transport, endosome to postsynaptic membrane
Molecular function (GO): protein binding
Source: RefSeq, a predicted model, not a curated record
AUGCUGGCUGUGUCGCUCAAGUGGCGGCUGGGUGUGGCGCUGGGCCUAGAGGAUGUCUUACCUGGUGUGGAGAUGCUAGUGAUGUGUGGGCUGUGGCUUGGGCAGGAACAGUUUGUCCUCUCUGGUCGGGGGAACUCCCAAGGAGGGUUCAGAAGAUAUGAUGCAGGCUCAGCCACGGCCCCUGAGUCCAUGCAGGGGGGUCCUGGGACGAGGGGUCCAGCGGGCCGAGCUGGAGCUGGAGGAGUCACCGGGAAGCAGGCUCCAACUCAGGAUAAGGGUCGGGGGGAGUCUCACGACUGUUUAGGAAUAGAGUGGGCGCUCACGGGACCUGACUCCGACGGUCCUGAGCCUCGCCGCAUCCUAGCUGGCACCUUGGCCAACUACCUUUCCAUCUCUGGGACUCUGAACACGGGAGCAACCAUCCCCAUUGACAGUGCUCUUGAACCAUCCCACAAGACACUGCUCAUAAAGAACUGGGAACCCAGUAGGCACUCAAUCAACGCCGGCCUCUCCGCUUUCUCUGGGGAAUUUGCUUUUGGCCAGAGGCUGCCUGAGUCCCCCUUCACCAUUGACCUUGCCUGUAUCCUCCGCUCCCUGUUGAUAUGGAUCCUGCAGCCUGGAAGUGGCCCACUGGCUCAGGCUGCGGGGGUGGGGGUGUUGGACCCCAUCCUGGAGCCAGCCACCAGGACAGCUGUGUCCCCUUUAAGGGAGGAGCCACCCGCUGCAGUGGAUGGACUUCAUGCCCAGCCACAAGGGGAGCGUCUCUACAGAGCUUUCCCGCAGCAGAGGGAGCGGGCAGGUCUGGAGGCUCUGAGGGCAGCGCCCAGCCCUGCAGGGCGCCUCAGGAGUCAGGUCCCAGCUCCGUAUGAUGGGCCUUACUCCAAAGGAGGCAAGGACGCAGGAGGUGCCGACAUGGCCCUGGUGUGCCGCAGACAGAGCAUUCCAGAGGAGUUCCGAGGGAUCACCAUGGUGGAGCUGAUCAAGAAAGAAGGCAGCACACUGGGCCUGACCAUCUCAGGGGGCACUGACAAGGAUGGGAAGCCCAGGGUCUCCAACCUGAGACCUGGAGGGCUCGCAGCCAGGAGUGAUCUGCUGAACGUGGGUGACUACAUUCUGUCAGUGAACGGGAUCCACUUGACAAGGCUCCGCCAUGAUGAGAUCAUCACCCUGCUCAAGAACGUGGGCGAGCGCGUGGUGCUGGAGGUGGAGUAUGAGCUGCCCCCGCCUGCCUCCGAGAACAACCCAGGGAUCAUUUCAAAGACAGUGGACGUCUCCCUCUACAAGGAGGGCAAUAGCUUUGGCUUUGUCCUCAGAGGAGGGGCCCAUGAAGAGGGACACAAGUCCCGCCCGCUUGUCCUGACCUAUGUGCGGCCGGGUGGCCCAGCUGACAGGGAGGGUUCCUUGAAGGCAGGUGACCGGCUGCUCAGCAUCGACGGUGUCCCUCUGCAUGGGGCCAGCCAUGCUGCUGCCCUGGCCACCCUCCGGCAGUGCAGCCACGAGGCCCUCUUCCAGGUGGAGUAUGACGUGGCCACCCCUGACACAGUGGCCAAUGCCUCAGGGCCCUUGAUGGUGGAGAUCUCCAAGACGCCGGGCUCCACCCUGGGCAUCUCGCUCACCACAUGCUCCCACCGCAACAAGCCGGUCAUCACCAUCGACCGCAUCAAGCCAGCCAGCGUGGUGGACAGGAGUGGGGCACUGCAUGCUGGAGACCACAUCCUGUCCAUUGACGGCACCAGCACGGAGCACUGCUCGUUGCUCGAGGCCACCAAACUCCUGGCCAGCGUCUCAGAGAAAGUGUGCCUGGAGAUCCUGCCUGCACCCCAAAGUCGGCGGCCCCUGAAGCCCUCAGAGGCAGUGAAGAUGCAGAGGAGCGAGCAGUCACAUCGCUGGGAUCCCUGCUUGCCUGCCUGCCACAGCCCCCGGCCCCCCGGCCACUGCAGGACGCCCACCUGGGCCACGCCGGCCGGCCAGGACCAGAGCCGAUCCCUGUCCUCGACUCCCUUUUCCUCGCCGACCAUGAACCACGCCUUCCCCUGCGCCAACCCCAGCACUCUUCCUCGUGGAGCCCAGCCCAUGAGCCCCCGGACCACAAUGGGGCGGAGGAGGCAGCGAAGAAGGGAGCAUAAAAGCUCACUGUCGCUGGCCUCCAGCACGGUGGGACCAGGUGGGCAGAUUGUGCACACAGAGACCACCGAGGUUGUGCUCUGUGGAGAUCCCCUCAGCGGCUUCGGCCUCCAGCUCCAGGGUGGCAUUUUUGCCACUGAGACCCUGUCUUCCCCGCCCCUCGUGCGCUUCAUCGAGCCUGACAGCCCGGCCGAGAGGUGUGGGCUGCUGCAGGUGGGGGACCGGGUCCUCUCCAUCAACGGCAUCGCCACCGAGGAUGGGACAAUGGAGGAAGCCAACCAGCUGCUGCGGGACGCUGCUCUGGCCCACAAGGUCGUGCUGGAAAUCGAGUUCGAUGUGGCUGAGUCUGUCAUCCCGAGCAGCGGCACCUUCCAUGUGAAACUACCCAAGAGACGUGGUGUGGAGCUGGGCAUCACCAUCAGCUCGGCCAGCAGGAAGCGAGGGGAGCCCCUGAUCAUCUCUGACAUCAAGAAAGGCAGUGUGGCACACAGGACUGGCACCCUCGAACCAGGCGACAAGCUGCUGGCCAUCGACAACAUCCGCCUGGAUAACUGCCCCAUGGAGGACGCCGUGCAGAUCCUGCGGCAGUGCGAGGACCUGGUGAAGCUGAAGAUCCGGAAGGAUGAGGACAACUCUGACGAACAGGAGACUACGGGCGCCAUCAGCUACACAGUGGAGCUGAAACGCUAUGGUGGCCCCCUGGGCAUCACCAUCUCGGGCACCGAGGAGCCUUUUGACCCCAUCAUCAUCUCAGGCCUCACUAAGCGUGGCCUGGCUGAGAGGACUGGUGCCAUCCAUGUUGGGGACCGUAUCCUGGCCAUCAACAGCAUUAGCCUCAAGGGCAGGCCACUGAGUGAGGCCAUCCACCUCCUGCAGGUGGCUGGUGAGACCGUCACACUGAAGAUCAAGAAGCAGCUGGACCGCUCCCUCCCACCCCACAAGUCAGGCAGCCUUAGUGAGGCCAGUGAUGGGGAUGAGGACCCGCCCGAGGCUCUCAAAGGGGGCCUGCUGGCAUCCCGGUUCUCGCCCGCCGUGCCCAGUGUGGACAGCGCUGUGGAGUCGUGGGACAGCUCAACUACAGAGGGUGGCUUUGGGAGCACAGGUUCCUACACCCCACAGGCGGCAGCCCGGGGUGUGACCCCCCAGGAAUGGCGGCCUGGUCGCCUGAGGAGCAGCCCCCCACCCACGGAGCCCCAGAGGAGGAGCUAUACCCCGGCCCCUGUGGAUGAGAGUUUCCCUGAGGAAGAGGAGGAGGAGGAGGAGGAGGAUUGGGAGCCGCCAACUAGCCCAGUUCCUGGCCCCGCUGGUGAGGAGGGCUUCUGGCGCGUAUUUGGCGAAGCUCUGGAAGACCUGGAGUCAUGUGGUCAGUCAGAGCUGCUGAGGGAACUGGAGGCAUCCAUCAUGACGGGCACUGUGCAGAGUGUGGCCCUCGAGAGCAGGUCUGGCCCCGGGCCUCGGGGAAGGAGCCGGGAGGUCCACCCUCCCCCCGAAAAGAUGCAGGAGCUGUUGUUGCCGACGCCCUUGGAGAUGCACAAGGUGACCCUGCACAAGGACCCCAUGAGGAAUGACUUUGGGUUCAGCGUCUCAGAUGGCCUCCUGGAGAAGGGUGUCUAUGUCCACACUGUGCGACCUGAUGGGCCAGCCCAGCGUGGGGGCCUCUGGCCCUUCGACAGGAUCCUCCAGGUCAAUCACGUCCGCACACGGGACUUUGACUGCUGCCUGACGGUGCCACUCCUGGCUGAGGCGGGGGACAUCCUGGAGCUGGUGGUCAGCCGAGACCCGUUGGCCCAGGCCAGCAGGCCCCCGUGCACACCGGGCCCCCGCAGCCCCCGCAGCCCCCGCAUGCUGUGA